AUGGCUGACAAUACCACCACGGGAAGCAGCGCUAGUACUGGGCGGGACGUAGCCAGGGAGAUCCAGGGCGGGCAGAGGAAGGGUUGGACGAGGGUAGAUGGCGACAAGGCGAAGGAUAGUGGGCAAGGAGAGAUUCGUGCACCAGGUGCACCCACUCAAUUUGGCGGAGUCUCUACCAGGGGAGUGUUCGGAGCACCCGACCCGGCUUCACCGCAGCCACCUCAACACGUUGAACGGGAUCGCCAGCGUAUGGUCGAGAAUACGCAGCCCGGCCCCAAGAAGGUCCUAAGCCGUAUGCCCAACACGGUACAUGAGGCUGGUCAUCUGAUCGCCGUAGUGGACACGACUGGUGACGAGACGUUGGCUAGGCGUGCCCGUGGUGAACUUCUUUGUGUGCAAUGUGGACGGGCGCUGCGUGGAAAUGAUGGUGAGGAGAGUUGCUGGGACUGUCUGGCGAUGGAUUGUGACUAG
Messenger RNA from Recurvomyces mirabilis, 471 nucleotides. RefSeq lists its product as uncharacterized. Lineage: Eukaryota; Fungi; Ascomycota; Dothideomycetes; Mycosphaerellales; Teratosphaeriaceae. The coding region runs from base 1 to 471 and encodes 156 amino acids. The record is from RefSeq and is a predicted model, not a curated record. The transcript has 2 exons.